Molecule: messenger RNA, 1134 nt
Organism: Exophiala oligosperma
Lineage: Eukaryota; Fungi; Ascomycota; Eurotiomycetes; Chaetothyriales; Herpotrichiellaceae
Product: 2,3-diketo-5-methylthio-1-phosphopentane phosphatase, variant 2
Exons: 3
Coding region: 283-1062 (259 amino acids)
Molecular function (GO): acireductone synthase activity; magnesium ion binding
Source: RefSeq, a predicted model, not a curated record
AGUAAUUCAUCGUUCCGCUGGAAGAACCCCAGGAUCACGAGCUGGCAGGCAUAAGUCCCGCAGUCCAGCUCCGAUGGUACCAACCAGGUCAGGCAAACGGCACUCACGCAGUCCCGAUCCUGCCACAUCUGAGGACCGAUCAGUGAAGCAACGCCGAAGCGUCGUAGGAAAAGCCAAAGAUGCAUCAGCAGCAUCAAAGUCGGACAAGGACGCCGUUGUCGGUCGAACAUCCAAGCAAACAAUAAAAGAUGUCAAGCUUUUGUUACUUGAUAUAGGUCAGACAUGUUGUGGCCAGGGCGUGGGUAUUCAGACUGUCGGGGGCAUGAAGUGGCUAACAUUUGGAUCGUUGUAUCAGAGGGCACCAUAUGCCCAAUCACUUUUGUCAAAAACACCCUGUUCCCAUACGCUCUGCAGGCACUUCCGGAUAUCCUCAGGACGAAAUGGGACGAUCCGGGCUUCGUCAAGUAUCGCGACGCGUUCCCCGAAACAGCUCGGUCAUCGCCCGAGGCGUUCGAGGCGCACGUCAAGGACCUCAGCGAGAGAGACGUCAAGAUUGCCUACUUGAAAAACCUCCAAGGCUACCUAUGGGAGGAAGGCUACAAGAACCACGUCUAUUCGACUCCGAUAUAUCCAGAUGUUCUGGCGGCCUUUGAUUCAUGGUCAUCUGCAUCAUCGGCGGACGCAGCUCGUAAGGAAAUUGCCAUCUACAGCAGCGGCUCGAUCUUUGCGCAGAAACUAUUGUUUCAACACAUCAAGGAUCCAGCAAUCCCCGACGACCCCAAAGCCAUACUUGACCGCCGCGAUAUCAUAAAAGCCUGGUUCGAUACGACAAAUGCUGGGCUUAAACAUGAAGCGGGCAGUUACGCGAAAAUUGCCGAGGCACUGGAACAGGAUCAAUCGGAUAUUUUGUUCCUCAGUGAUAACGUCAAGGAAGUACGGGCUGCACUCGAAGCGAGUAUGAAAGCCGUAGUAGUGGACAGACCUGGGAAUACACCACUGUCGGAAGAGGAUAGGAAGGGUCUGGAUAUCAUAGAAAGCUUCGAAUAUCUCGAUUUCUCAUAGCUUUACUCAAGUGAGCAUAGAAUACUGCAGGCAUGUUGGACUAUCUGCAGAUUGAAAUAUCCUUGAAGCGCC